ACUUCCGGGGGCCUUCGCCAGUGUCUGGUAGCUCCCUGCUCUCUGAUUGGGCAGAAGUGGCCUGGGCAGGCGUGUGACCCUACUGCUGUGGAGGGGCUGUGCCCCAACACUACAUGUUCUCCUACCCAUCUGCUCCCCAGAGCGCUGCCUGCUGUGCACCUGGGUCCUGGAGCCCUUCUCCACCCGGAUAGAUUCCAGACCCUCCUCCUCAGCCCACCUGUGCCCCACAGUGCAAGAAGUGCAAGAGCCCAAGCCGCCUCCAUGGCCCCAGGAAGGAUUCAGGGGAGAGGCCCCAACCAGGGAGCCACUCCAACCAGACAGCGUGGCCAGAAUGGAGCCGACUGAGCUGCACCUCGUGGUCAUGUUUCUCCUAACUGCAAGACUGGAUCUGUGCCUCCCAGCUCCUCCAGCCUGUGACCCCCGUCUCCUAAAUAAACUGCUUCGUGACUCCCAUGUCCUUCACAGCAGAUUGAGCCAGUGCCCAGACGUUAACCCUUUGUCUACACCUGUCCUGCUGCCUGCUGUGGACUUUACCCUGGGAGAAUGGAAAACCCAGAAGGAGCAGACCAAGACACAGGACGUUCUGGGAGCCACGACCCUUCUGCUGGAGGCAGUAAUGGCAGCCCGGGGACAACUGGGACCCACCUGCCUCUCAUCCCUCCUAGGACAGCUUUCUGGACAGGUCCGCCUCCUCCUCGGGGCCCUGCAGGGCCUCCUAGGAACCCAGCUUCCUCCACAGGGCAGGACCACAGCUCACAAGGACCCCAAUGCCAUAUUCCUGACCUUCCAACAACUGCUCCGAGGAAAGGUGCGCUUCCUGCUGAUUGUAGUAGGGCCCACUCUCUGUGCCAAGCAGGCCCUGCCCACUACAGCUGGCCCAAGAAAUACCUCUCUCUUCCUCACACUGCACAAGCUCCCAAACAGGACUUCUGGAUUUUUGGAGACAAACUCCAGUUUCUCAGCCAGAACUACUGGCCUUGGACUUCUGAAGUGGCUGCAGGGAUUCAGAGCCAAGAUUCCUGGUCGGCUGAACCAAACCUCCAGGUCCCUAGACCAAAUCCCUGGACACCUGAACAGGACACAUGCACCUGUGAUUGGAACUCUUGGACUCUUUCCUGGACCCUCACCCAGGGCCCUAGGAGCCCCAGACAUCCCUUCAGGGACUUCAGACAUGGGCUCCAUGCCACCUGACCUCUGGCCUGGAUAUUCUCCUUCCCCAACCCAUCCUCCUACUGGGCAAUACACACUCUUCUCUCCUUCACUUCCCUCCCCCACUCCCCCCGUCCGGCUCCAGCCUCUACUUCCUGACCCCUCUGUCACACCCAACUCUACCAGUCCUCUCCUAACUGCAUCCCACCGUCACUUCCAGAAUCUGACUCAGGAGGAGUAAGGUACUGGCACUGUCUCCCAUGUAAAGUUCCCUUACCCAGAGGGGAGGCCCUGGGAGUCAAGUUAUACCAGAUUUCCUGCUUGCACCUGAAACCCAAAGCCCUGCUAAAGGGGGAUACGCAGGACACAAAAGGGGAUCAUUUUUCACUGUAUAAUGUAAAACUUCAGAAGCUAUUUUUUUAAGCUAUCAAUAACAUUCACUAGAGCAUCUA
Messenger RNA from Hyaena hyaena (striped hyena), 1601 nucleotides. It is a transcript of the gene THPO, whose product is annotated as thrombopoietin. NCBI's taxonomy places the organism in Eukaryota, Metazoa, Chordata, Mammalia, Carnivora, Hyaenidae. The record is from RefSeq and is a predicted model, not a curated record. Gene Ontology annotation, cellular component: extracellular region. The transcript has 6 exons. Gene Ontology annotation, molecular function: cytokine activity; hormone activity. Gene Ontology annotation, biological process: positive regulation of hematopoietic stem cell proliferation; cell population proliferation; thrombopoietin-mediated signaling pathway. The coding region runs from base 332 to 1390 and encodes 352 amino acids.